CUUCUUGCUUGCGGCGCGUACGCGCACGUUUCUUUUGCGAGGUAGGCCUGAACAGCGCGGGACGACGCGCGGUAUAACUGUUUAGACUGCUCGCCAUUUUCUUUUCUUAGUAUAAAUUUUUUGCAUGCUGUAGUCAGUAUGGCUUUUAAAAAAAGUCCCGCCCAAGCUCAGAAGUCUGGCCUGAAAAGUGCAGCCGAGGCUGGAAAGAAGGCACCUCCCUCGAAGAAACCGCAGGCAGCGAAAGCAGAUGACGACGACGACUUGGAUGAAGAAGAUGACGAUUUUUCUAUGGACGAAGACUCUGAUCUCAGCGGAGCUGAUGAAGACUUAGAUGAUGAGGAGCUUGACGAUGAGGAGCUUGACGAUGAGGAACUUGACGAUGAAGAACUGGAUGAAGAACUUGAUGAGGAAUCUGAAGAUGAGGAUGUGCCAGCCCUGAAGGCCACAAAGCAAGCAUCUGCGGCAUCAAAGGCACAAGGACAGCAGCAGAAAAGCCCUGUCAAGCAGUCUCAGUCACCUAAGGAGAAAGUUCCUGUGGUGGCAGCUGUCAAUGGCAAGCGUAAGGCAGAGUGGGAAGCAGGCUCCUCUCCAGCCAAGAAGAUUCGAUUGGAAGACCAUAUUCCAGCAUCCUUUGUUGUUGAUUAUGAGGCCCGAGAUCUGUGUGAUGUCAAGCUGGCUUCUUUUCCUGAUGGCGUCACAAAUGAUGAUGUCAAGAAGCUCUGUAAGGACGGUACUGUAGUGCGAGAAAUCGUACAAAACAAAAAACUUGCGUGUGCUUUUGUGCGGUAUCCCAACAAGGAAAAGGCUGUGGCAGCUGUGCGCUCGUUGCGGGGGACCAACCUAAAAGGGGUUCCCAUCAAGGUUUCAUAUUGUGGUGAGCGAUGGACCAAUCCAGCAUCGUGCCCUCAGUUCCAGCCGGACACUUUGGAUGUGCGGCGAGUACCUAAAGAGUACCAAGACAAGCAAAAACUUGCUGCACUAUUCCCCACAGGCGAAGUGCUCAAGGUACAGCGAGAUGGCUAUGCCCAGGUGAAGUUCCCAUCCAGUGAAGCUCUGAUAAAAGCACUCAAGAAUCCGAAGUGCCGGACAAUUGAUGGCAAAAAUCUGGAGUUUUCCGUGGCACUUGUCCCCAAGCGCAAACAUACCAAGGCUGCAGGCUUCAAGGCAAAUCAAAAUGCUGUCUUAAGCCCCCAAAACAAGAAGGCUAGAAAUGCAGCCAAGCAGGAAGCAGAAGCAGCCAAGACCCCCACAAAAGGCCAGACUCCCAGCAAACAGCCUAGUAGCCCUACUCUGAAGGGCUCACCUCACACUCCUACCCCACAGAAGAAGCAGAGGCGGAAGAGAUCGAAGACGCCUGGGCAGCAAGCGGGACCCAAAACACCCGGGCAGCAAGCGGGACCCAAAACACCCGGGCAGCAAGCGGGACCCAAAACACCCGGGCAGCAAACGGGACCCAAAACACCCGGGCAGCAAGCGGGACCCAAGACGCCCGGCCAGCAAGGGGGACCCAAGACGCCCGGCCAGCAAGGGGGACCCAAGACGCCCGGCCAGCAAGGGGGACCCAAGACGCCCGGCGGCCAGCAAGGGGGACCCAAGACGCCCAAGCAGCAAGGGGGACCCAAGACGCCCGGCCAGCAAGGGGGACCCAAGACGCCCGGCCAGCAAGGGGGAUCCAAGACGCCCAAGCAGCAAGGGGGACCCAAGACGCCCGCACAGCAAGGGCCGCCCAAGACACCAGCGGGACCCAAGACGCCUGGGCAGAGGGGGUCGAAGACACCAGGCCAGGCAAAAGGAGGUGCCAAGACACCCAAAGGAACACCUAACCAUAAGACACCAGGAAUGAAAGGAACUCCAGCCAUGGCUUGAGAAGCAUCACAAGUUUUUUUAACAGCUGUGAAUAGAGGGACUGAAGAAAGGGCAGGGUUGGGAGGACAUCUUCUUGCAACAUGACAGUGCAGUAUGGUUCACUCAAAGGAAACACCAAAUAAAUAUUGCAGUGCUAAUUAUCGCUCUGUUUUGGUAUGAAUGUCUGAAAAGUAAUUUUUCAUCAAUACAUGUAUACCUAAUGCAUCACAUCUGGCACUUUAUCCCUAUUAAUGUAAAGAAGUGUUGAUGUUGGCUUAAAUACUGUUUAGGUGUUGCCUUCAUGAGUGGACCAUACAGAACAUUGCCAUAGUCACUUGGCAUUAUUAAUACAGUCUACCAUAAUUCCAUCAUGUUAGUGUCGAAUAAAGUGUAUGACCAUUCAA
Messenger RNA from Dermacentor andersoni, 2249 nucleotides. RefSeq lists its product as uncharacterized. Gene Ontology annotation, molecular function: RNA binding. NCBI's taxonomy places the organism in Eukaryota, Metazoa, Arthropoda, Arachnida, Ixodida, Ixodidae. The record is from RefSeq and is a predicted model, not a curated record.